CAAGCUCUCAACUUUCUGUUUGGAGAAUCUGAAUUACAGUGAAAGUUUUCUGGGUUUUUCUCCAUGUCAAGUGAAAAGAAAAACCCAUAUGGCCACCAUGGCCACUAUGAUCCUUUCAACUACGAUUCUCACCAAGGAUUCAACAGAUCAUCACCUUCUUCAACCUUUCAAUUCUUUGAAGAUCAAAACCAGUUGCAGAAUGAUUUUGAUCCUUCCUCUAAUUUCAUCACCUUUACUGACUGCUUACAAGCCAACUCAACCAUGGACUACAACACUCUCUCUAAAGCUUUUGACAUAUCCUGCUCUUCCUCCUCUCAACUCAUUUCUCAAUUCCAAGAUCAAACUAUUGCUGAUCCAAACAAGAUUAACCCUGCGGCGGCUGCCGAUCAUUCUGAUCAUCUUCCUUCCACACCCAAUUCUUCGGUUUCCUCCUCGUCGAACGAUGAAGAUGGUAGUAAGAAAGAGAAGCAGUCUAAGGGGUCUGAAGACGGAGAUCAUGACAAGUCCAAGAAAAUGAUGAACAAGCCGAAAAAGGAGAAACGGCAACGGGAACCACGUUUUGCUUUUUUGACCAAGAGCGAGAUUGAUCAUCUUGAAGAUGGAUAUAGAUGGAGAAAAUAUGGACAGAAGGCAGUCAAAAAUAGUCCUUAUCCAAGGAGUUAUUACAGAUGCACCAGCCAAAAAUGCAUGGUGAAGAAACGAGUUGAAAGAUCAUUUCAAGACCCAUCAACUGUGAUUACAACCUAUGAAGGUCAGCAUAACCAUCAAUGUCCCGCGACUCUCCGAGGCAGCGCUGCUGGAAUGUUCUCACCGUCUCUUCUCACCGGAUCAGCAUUAUCGGUUGCCCCCAGCUUCCCUCAGGAGCUUCUACUAACUCACUUGCUUCCUACACCAAACAGUAAUACAGGCAAUGGUGAACCCAGUUCCAUGUUCUAUCACCAGAAUUUCACUCCACCUCUGCAACAUCCACAGCUUCAGAUUCCAGAUCAAUAUGACUUAUUGCAAGACCUACUUCCCGCCUUCAUAGAUAAACAUCACCCAUGAAUCAAACUUUACAGUAUCUCAUCACUGUACUUAUACUUUGUAUUAGGUUAAAUAUCUAUUGAUAUAGCAGAACGGAUCAUGUCCGGUAAGACCAUUUAAUGCACAUUUCUGACU
Messenger RNA from Carica papaya (papaya), 1158 nucleotides. RefSeq names its product WRKY transcription factor 71-like. Gene Ontology annotation, molecular function: sequence-specific DNA binding; DNA-binding transcription factor activity. Gene Ontology annotation, biological process: regulation of DNA-templated transcription. The record is from RefSeq and is a predicted model, not a curated record. NCBI's taxonomy places the organism in Eukaryota, Viridiplantae, Streptophyta, Magnoliopsida, Brassicales, Caricaceae.